AUGGCUGAGCAUGUCAUGUUGUUAACUGGAUUUUUUGCACAUCCCUAUGAUAAUUUUCAAUUUGAUGAUCUGCGUUUGCAAAGAUUGCAUGAUAUACUCACCAUUAUGUACAACACCACAAAUUAUCAGUCUGAAAACAUAUUACGCGAAUUAGCACCAGACUGUAAGGAAACAGUGAUUAGAGGAUUACUUUUUGGUACUCCAGUUUCACCAAAUGGAUUUUUUUUUAAACGCAUAACACCGUCAAGUAUUUGUUGUAUGUUUAAUUAUCGCAGAGAUGGUUAUGCAACGCGCGAAGUUAAUGUCUCGAAGAAUGAAAGAACUAUAAAAUUUGAAUCUAAUUCCGUACUAAAUAGCGUGCAAUUUGUAUUACAAAACAAACGAAAUGAAUACACUUACACUGAAUUAUCAAAUAGUGGAUUUCAGCUAUAUGUAUUUCCAACGGAUGACUUUUUCAUACAGUCAAAUACGAAUGGCGAAGUCAUGGUGACUGAUAACUCUAUUGUGGAAAUACCAAUAGUACCUAUAUUUUUAGAGUCCAACCAAAAUAUACGAAAAUUUUCACCACAAAUAAGGCAAUGUUAUUUUCAGGAUGAGGGACAAAAAAUCAUAAAUCGGUAA
Messenger RNA from Teleopsis dalmanni, 621 nucleotides. RefSeq lists its product as uncharacterized. Gene Ontology annotation, cellular component: membrane. Gene Ontology annotation, molecular function: sodium channel activity. The transcript has 3 exons. NCBI's taxonomy places the organism in Eukaryota, Metazoa, Arthropoda, Insecta, Diptera, Diopsidae. The coding region runs from base 1 to 621 and encodes 206 amino acids. Gene Ontology annotation, biological process: sodium ion transport. The record is from RefSeq and is a predicted model, not a curated record.